AUGGACAUGAACAACCAACUCUAGUUUACUACUCCAGAAACAUAGAAUUUAGAUACUCAGCUAUAUUAACUUAAAGGGCAUUUGGUACUCAAUUACGGGUUUUUCAUGUUUAUCUUUUAUACUGCCUAGGUUUUUGGCAUGUACUUUUGGUCUAACCGUGUGAAUCAGAAUAACUUCAAGUACUUGAUUGUUUUGAUGAUUUUCGUUUAAGCUAUAACCAUUCUGUUGAUUUCACUUAAGUUAUCAAUAAUGCUAAAUCUACUCUUUCGAGCAAUUUAAGGAUUUUUUUCUUGUGCGAUUGGACUUACUAAGCUAUCAAUUGAUAACUAUUUUAAUCCUAGAAGAGAUAUGCAGAAAGUUAUUGAUUUAUCAGGACUAUGGUAUAUCGGUAUAGCAAUAGGGAGUUCUCUCACCAGUUUCAUUGUAUUUCAAUCUCAAGAUAUCAAUGAGGAUGGCAUGAUCAUGCAAAGUGAGGAUGGGGAAAAGUACCCUUACUUAUUCUCUUCACUGAUUAAUCUUGCUCUUUCAGUCAUAUCAAUUGGAGUUUUCUUUACAUUCUAUCCCACUUUCAAUGAAUCUAAAAUUUUUUACAAAAAAUUGCAAUCAACUAUGUUUUUCCAAUCGACAUUUUUAUUAGCACAAAAUGACUUUACUGGGUAGAUUACAAGGCACUAGAGAACAAGAUCCACAUUUAGCAGCUCUACUUUAAAACUCUUAAUUGCCCAGGACAAAAAUCUUGUCUUUGCUUUACUUUAUCAAGGCUUAGUCUAUUUCGUUUAUUUUGGCAUGAUAGACGUCUUCACAUUGUAUUGCUUUACAGUUUUAGAUGUCUAGAAUGAGCUAUUCUACUCAAAUAUUUAUAGCUUUGCAGCACUUAUUUUAUUUGUAAUGCAGAUGUUUAGCAUAGAUUUGAACUAUUUUGAGAAUUAAGAAUAGAAUAUCAAUAGACUAAAUAAACACAUACUAAACCAAUUUUUAACUGCUUUCGUUGCAAUGAUACUUCUAUAUUUAUUGAGAUUCUUGAGUUCUUCAAAUAUUUAUCUAUUGAUGGUGUUUACAGGAUUAAUCUUUGGAAUAUUUAUGGCCUAAGUUUCCAGAAUUCUAAGCUAAAUAAACUCGAUGAUCGACAACUUAGCAUUAAGAAUUGGAGAAGAGGGUGACCAUGUUAGAAAUCUUUCCUAGUUUAAUGCAAAUAUUGCUAAAAUACUAGGUGCAUUUCUUUUAUGCGUUUGUGGGUCCUUCAAUUUCUGGUAAAAUACAAACUACUAACUAGGUAAGAAUAAAUUAAUUUAUUUUAAACACUUCUAUAGACUUUGUUUACGUAUUUAUGCUGAUUAUGGUAGCAUUAAUACUAAGUUUGCUUUUGAUUAGUUGCUAUGA
Stylonychia lemnae is the source of this 1380-nucleotide messenger RNA. The record is from the annotation of a GenBank genome assembly. NCBI's taxonomy places the organism in Eukaryota, Ciliophora, Spirotrichea, Sporadotrichida, Oxytrichidae.